Messenger RNA from Odontomachus brunneus, 3340 nucleotides. Its product is annotated as SET and MYND domain-containing protein 4-like. Lineage: Eukaryota; Metazoa; Arthropoda; Insecta; Hymenoptera; Formicidae. The record is from RefSeq and is a predicted model, not a curated record. Gene Ontology annotation, molecular function: protein binding. The coding region runs from base 173 to 2227 and encodes 684 amino acids. The transcript is spliced from 4 exons.
CAGACAGAAUUGUCGCAUUUCGAAAGAGGGGACAAAUAUACGCGGAACUUUCAGCUUUAGCAUCUAAUUUUAGAAUCCGUCAUGUUCGUAUCUCUCUAUUUCGAGGGAAGCAGAGCCCGUAGAUGUGUUCUGUUAAAUACAAAAUCGAUUUGUCUCGAUAGCGAUUACAAGAAUGUCUCUGACAAAAAAGGGGAAUGUCUCGCUCGACGAAUUUCGUCGCGUCAUGUACAACGCUAUUUCGCAAGAGCCGUUCGCGACUCGAUUCGCGAAGUUAUCCACAUCUGGCGACAGACGAGGAAUGGUCGAGAUGAUCGUAGAGAUGCCUUAUGUAGCUGGGUUGAAACCAGACGACUCCUACCAGGGUAAGGACGACGCGCAGGCUGCAAGAUUGUAUGAGAGAUCGCACAAAGCGAUGACUGGCAAUGGCGAACAUGCGACAGAGGAGAUUGAAAUGUAUAAUGAUACUCUUACGAAAACACUGUUUGCGGCCAGUGUGAACGAUAGAGUGUUUCUGGAUACGCUCUGUGAGCGUGCUAGGCGCUCCUAUAGCCUGCGAGCUUAUGCAAGCUGUCUGAGAGACUGCGAGUGCAUGCUGGCGCUUCCAGCGAGCUUCUAUGACGACUCCGUAGAGAAUGUUAAGUACUUUGUUCAGCGUAGAAAGGAGUUCCUUCAGUUGGAACGGGAGUGUUCCAGAAAAUUGGAGGCCGCAUCCACGAGAAAACGCAGCUCCGGUCGCGGAAAAGCCGCGUCCAUUGCUUCCAGCCCGAAGACGUCGUCACUCGGCAAGCGCGGCGUCACAACGGCGCCCAUCGUCGACGGCAGGCAGCAUGGCUAUCUCGUGAGCUGUCCAGACAGUGUGACGCUUCAAUUCCAUGUAGCUAAGGGCCGGCAUCUCGUAGCUACAAGAGACAUCAGACCAGGAGCUGUACUCAUUGUCGACCGGCCGUUUUCCUAUAGCACGGAUGCACCGGCUCUCAUCCGGAAUUGUUUGCAUUGUCAUGCUACACUUAAAUUAGAAGACAGCGUUAGAAUACCGUGCCGUAAUUGCCAAACAGUAUCCUUUUGCACGGAAACAUGUCGCAAGGAAGCGUGGGAGAGAUAUCACCAGUACGAGUGUUCAGUAUUCAACUAUUUUCUCGAAAAUACCUCAAACAACGAAUGUCGACAAAAGUCUCAUCUUUUGCUCGCUUAUCGAACGACAGUCAUACAAGCAUUAUCGGUAGAUACUUCGAAACUGAAUAGCGCAGAAAUAAAGUGUGUUUUAAAUCCUGAUUUCUUACGCUAUCACAUUAAUGGUAACGAAAAGAGCGAAGACGAUGACAUUAGCAACGAAUGCGCAGAGUUGGGGACGAAAAAGCCGUAUAGCCCUCUCGAUUAUCGAACGAUCUUCCAAUUGAAGACACACUGUGCCGAUGUAGGACCCAAUGUAAAUUUGGUUCGAACAAUCGAGUCAGUUUUCCUUGCAAAGUGUCUGCUUUUCGUGUUGAGUAAAUUGGACGUCAUUUGUACGAAGGAAACGUUCGUUCCAUUGGCCAUUGGCAUGCUACAUCAUUUACAGGCGAUUGAUUGCAACGCGUACGAAAUCAUUGAGAAUGUCUAUGAUGAAACGACACGCGUCUGGGAACCCAGGAAUAUCGGCGGUGCGAUUUAUACCACGGUCAGUCUUGUGAAUCACAGCUGUUACCCCAACGUAAUACGUCACUCUUAUCCAAAUGGAAUAGUCGUGGUUAGAGCACUGCGCUCUAUUAGCAAAGGAUGCGAGAUACUGGAUUGUUACGGACCACAAUUUCUUAGCGAGAGCAGAUUGACUAGACGAGAGUUCUUGUGGAAGAAGUAUCGAUUCCUAUGCGAGUGCGACGCCUGCAUGCACAACUGGACAUUUCCGUUACCCGAAACAGUAAAUUAUAAGUGUACGGCGUGUUCGGAACCGCUGGAUCUCUCAGGGAUAAACGCAAACGCUGCGCGAAAAGUAACGCAUCAGCAGUGUGCCAAGUGCGAGAAAACGAUCGAUUUGCAGAAGAUCGAGAAACAACUUCACAAGUCGAUUCAAAAAAGAUUGAACGCUAUUGCUAAAAUGUAUCAAGGCAAUUAUAGAGACGCGAUGCCUCUGCUAUUCGAACACGCGCACUUUGUCAAUAAAUAUUUGGCUGAACCUAACAUAGAAGGUAUCAAAACAGAACAGUGUAUCGUCCAGUGUUACAAUUCUCUCGGCUCUAUUUCCGUGUAAUAAUAAUCUCUCGACCCAUUUAUGUCACAUCUAUUUAUACAAUAGUAUAAAAUAAUGAUUUAAAUUUCUAUGGUAAAAUCGCGGGAAAGAAAAAAAAACGGCAAUACAAUUCACUAAAAUUAAUUUUCUAACUUUCUAUUUCGAGAGAGAAAAAAAAAUAUAUAUAAAUAACAAAAAAUACACGGCACAAUGCUUCUACCAGGAAUACUUCUCAUUCCUAAUGUUUCUCAUUCAUAAUUGUCGUUAACAGCUAGUGUAACACGAAGUAAUAUAAGCAUGUGUUAAGUGACAAAGAAGCAUGACGUAAAAUGCAUAACAGAGAAAAAAUCGUUUAAGAACAUUUUACAAUUCGAUAAUAGAUUACUGAUAGACUCGUACGUCUGUAUCAUGAUCAGUAGAAAAUCGUGCCUAAAUUACAUAUCGUGAAUCAAACAAUAAUUUGAUUUCAGUUGCACAAGUGCGUGCUUUAUGCACAAUGUUAUGCCUCCCUCAUGCUCAUACAAUUAGGUCAUGAAAUAUAUCAUGGAUCAUUGUGCUUCAAUGACACCUUACUUGCAUGAAAGAUACGAGUUAUGUACAGUGGUCCGGCAUAUACAUUGGUAAAUUACAUCAUUUAACAUAAUUCAUUAAAAUAUAGGCGUGUAAUACCUAUAUUCAACUAAAAUCCUAUGAUGUAAGGAUAGGCAUUCAAUUACCACAUGUGUGUCUCUCUAAUUUCGCUAAUGAUGUGACCAGCUAGAGUCAAUGCCUGCAGAAUUACAACAAUUGUUAGAAAGGAGUUCACAAAAUAGUACAUGUGAAAAUAUAAGUGAUAUUCUCUAUACCUUAAGCAUGUCCGCUGCUUCUUUACGUCUAACGGCGAUGUGUUCACUUUCGUUUAACAACGCCUCAGCUUGAUCCGACUUAUAUAAAUGCGUUACAAGUUCACUUUGUAAAUUAUCUUUUACAUAGUUGACUAGGAAAUGCAUAACAGCCUUUGGUACACUGUCCUGAAUGGACUUCCGUACAAUAUAAAAGUAUGAUUUUAUGAGUCUUUCUGUAAAUAAUGAAUGAAAAUAAUCAAGAUGUAAAGAGAUAGCACGACGCAGUAAUACAAUACGCAAUAUAAUACAG